This is a messenger RNA of Hymenoscyphus albidus, 6946 nucleotides long. NCBI's taxonomy places the organism in Eukaryota, Fungi, Ascomycota, Leotiomycetes, Helotiales, Helotiaceae. The record is from the annotation of a GenBank genome assembly.
CAUUCACAACUCUUCCUAACUAUACCCCCCCUCCUUGCGACGCCCUAACGCCGCGAUCAAUGUCCAUACCUCCCCGGUAGGCCUCACCCUCGUCUGUAUAGCACGAGAGUCAGCUCUCCGGAGUGGGUCUGCGCCAGAAUACCUGCAACUUCGAUGGUGAACUCAAGAGGGGGCACUUUCACACCUUCGCCUGCACAUCAGACCAUUGUGACUGGUGUUAGCCAUUCACCUCAAGGCUCUCACCACAGCGCCUUCAGUGCCAGCGCCAGCCCCAGUACCAACAGUCCGACUGGAUCAAACUCACUCACCAAAAUCGUCGUUGCUCAAGUCUACCUCCUCCUCAGUACCAUCAAGAAAGAUAAGGAUCUUACAAAGUGGGAAGAAAAAGCUGAGCAGAUCAGAAAGGUACGCUUGGCGCUCUCCUCCCUCUGCCUCCCUCUGUCUUCCCUAAUCCAUUCUCAACUUCCGCACUCCACCAACUUUGAGCACGCCCUACCUCAAGACACGUACAAUGGCAACUAACCAGGACCCUCUGCAGCUGAUGGAUGAGCACGGCAUGGAAGUGUACAACAAAGGCAUCACUCGUCUUGUCGUUGGCAAUGCGGGUCGCAUAUUCCCAGGUGUCAAUCGCCCGCCAUCGAAUCCUGACAACUACGACAUCUUGUGGGAGCAUGUACACGAGAUAACCAAAGAUGUCGAUCAGGCUGGGAAACUUGCAGAGGCGAUAGAAUCUGGCAACGAGGACAUCUUUCGCGACUUCGAUCUUUCCACCUUCAUGCAACACUUCAAGCUAGACGCGCUUGAGAAGACAAUUCUAGCUUUGGCUUUCAAGACUGGCUCAAGAUCAGAUCUGAAGACGAAAUGUAAGUUUUGGCGCAGCCUGGCUAACAAUAUGCACUUCAAGCUGACCAUCCCCCAGCCGAUGCCAUAUUAUCCGCCAAUUACUCCGAAUUUACCAAGAUAUUGUCACAACCCGAGCCUCGACGUGACCUCCCUCCUGCUUUCCUCGCCACUAUUAUAGACCGUCUCAUUCAAGAGCACCCACCAAGCUUCGACCAGACUGCGAGAAAGGAACUCGGAAUGGCAAUCUCCUAUCGGUACGCUGCCUUGGAUCUCGCUACUCCAACAGAGGUUCUGGCAGCACUUUACCUCUCGCACUGCCUCAGCAAGGAAAACUCUUUGGCAUUAUACAUAAAGCGUUGGGGAUCAGCCAUGACUUCUGAUGAAGAGACGUGUAGAAGCUAUCUGCAUGAUCGUGGCAACGUGGAUCUGAGUGAGGAACAAGUUGCAGCCGCCUUGAUUUAUACGUCAAUCAGCCAAACGCCAACAUUUUCAGUAAGCAUCUUAGUGAGUUCCCUGCGAAGAGAGGUUUCCCGAACUUUCCGCUGGUCAAAUGUCGUCAAAUAUUUCGACAAACCGCUUCUACGAAUAACCCCCAGACAAUUCCUCGCUUUAUACUCUGCACUUCGCCCUCUUGCAGAAGAAGAAUCUCUGGACAUCCAAAGUUUGUGGGGUGGAAAAUGGGUAAACUCAGAGACCCAAUUAUCCUUCAUAGGUGCAUUCUUGUCGUUGAGCCCAGAGGACUUGGAUGCUACUACCAUCCCAAACCUCCAAUUCUCAUUUAAUUUGGAAGAAUUCACCGGCACGGAUACGGAGAUACAUGCCCAUGCAGCACGAGCAGUACGACAUCCACUUGUAUCAGCUGUUGCUCUAACUGCGCUGUUCAGUGUCGCUUUGGAACACCAGGCAUCAUCUGAGACCACUGAAGCCAAGAGGCUUUUCCAGGGCGUUGUGGUUCCCAAUUUGGAUAUUUUCUUGGUUUCUGCAUUUGGAGUGGAAAAGCCAUGGCCAGAGAUAGCUGUCGACACCAUCAACACCCUCUUUGAUCGAUUCCUUUACAAAUAUGACCCGAAUUACGAUUUUGUUCUCGAAGGUCUAUGGCGUAAGGACAAGCAAUGGGUCGCAGAGCGAUUGAUUGAUGCUCAUGCAAAACUCCCAACAGAAUUAUCUACCAUACUCGACCAUGCAGUUCGUCACAAUUGGUUGGGGGAUCUGGUGCUUAUCCUUAGCGGGUUCGGCCUUGACCUUACCGCACUGGCACAUGCGCGUGGCCGAUUGGAUCUCGAUACUUGGGCUUUGAGGCACCAGGGUCAUAAUGAAAUCUUGGCGAAAUCUCUUAUUACAUUUCUCAAUAUCAAAGCCAGACAUGAACUCGAAUUCCAACGAUCCGAAGGAAGUCAACUGGUCAGCGUCAUGCUUCCCGUCAAGACAAUUUUUGCAUUGUUAAUAAUCCUUCGAGAAGUAUUGCCAAAAACCCCUGAUGCGGAGGUGAUUCUUGUCCAACGAGCUUGCAUAACAGCAUACCCUCGGCUUAUCAAUUAUGGCGCGGAUAAAGACGCGAUUAUUGAUGCAAAUGGUAGAAUGUCAAAUUCUUUGCCAAAAGAAGCCAAUGAGAGAAUGGAGGACCAUUACAAACGAAUGUAUAACCAGGAGCAGCAGGUAAAGUCGGUUGUCCUUAAACUUACAGAUUAUAAGAAUUCAGACGAUCCCGCCGAUCAAGACACAUUUGCGUGCAUGAUUCAUGGUCUUUUUGAUGAGUACUCCCUUUACGCUACUUAUCCAUUAGAAGCCUUGGCAACAACCGCGGUGCUUUUUGGUGGUAUCAUACAACACCGGCUAAUCAACGACAUUCCUCUCGAAAUCGGCCUUGGCAUGAUACUUGAGGCUGUCAGAGACCACGAUCCUCCGAAUGAUCCCAUGUAUAAGUUUGGGCUUCAAGCCCUCAUGCAGCUUGGUGGUCGACUAGCAGAGUGGCCUGGUUUCUGCAAUCAAUUACUUGCUAUCCCUGGUCUUCGAAAUACCCCUCUCUGGACCACAGUAUAUGAAAUCACGGAGAAGUUGCAGGAGGAUGCGAGACACAGCGCUGAUGGAGGCCAACACCAACUCAUAAAUGGUGGAGCUCUCACUAAUGGCAACUUUGACGACAUGGUCGAAAAUACAUGCACCCCAUUUAGUGCGUUGUGGGUGGACGAAUCUUACAAUGCAAACUACGAAGCCCCUAGCAGCGAUAUCCAAGAAAAGAUUCAGUUUGUGAUGAAUAACAUCACAGGUGAAAACCUUCAUGAAAAAUUCGAGGAACUAGAAAAGCUGGUCGAGGAGGACAAUCAACAAUGGUUUGCAAGUCUCCUAGUCGAGCAGCGUGCGAAAAGAGAGGCGAACAACCAUAGACAAUAUAUGGAACUCGUUCGACUGAUUGGCCGCAAAUCACUAUAUUCGGAAAUCCUGAAAGAAACAUACAUCAGCGCCUUCAGAUUGUUAAAUUCCGAAGCUAUUGCACAGUCUGCGAAUGAUCGUAUAUUACUUCAGAAUCUCGCCACUUGGCUGGGUAUGUUGACGCUCGCUCGGGACAAGCCAAUCAAACACCAGAACAUUGCCUUCAAGCAAUUGCUCAUGGAGGCUUAUGACACAAAGCGACUUCCUACUGUCAUUCCGUUCGUCUGUAAAGUUCUUGUACAAGGAAAGAACUCUACAGUCUUCAAGCCCCCGAAUCCUUGGAUUAUGGACAUCAUUCAGCUGUUGAUGGAAAUAUAUCAUCACGCUCCACCCGCAGAGCUGAAGCUCAACCAAAAAUUUGCGAUCGAGGUUUUGUGUAGCGAUUUAGAGGUAGAUCGCGAAAGUAUUGAGACCAACGGUGAGAUCCUGAACCGAGCACCCGUCGAGGAGGCCACAAAUGUCAUGGCUGAGGUUAUUGAGGGAUAUGAAAAUAUGUCCAUGAAUGGAAUAGCACCCGGUCUCGGAAGUGGACGAUUUUCACCUGAGCAGAUUGCCAGAUCUCUACCAGACCUAGGGCCAGAUCUCAGCCUCCCACCAGCCAAUGAUAUGGUCAAUCAACCUCGGUUGCACGAAAUCCUAAGAACUGCCAUCACGCGGGCCGUAGCAGAAAUCAUAUCUCCAGUUGUUGAGCGGUCUGUUACCAUUGCCGCUAUUUCGACUGCCCAAAUGAUUCACAAAGACUUUGCCACGGAGCCAAGUGAGGAGAGAGUUCGUGCUGCCGCUAUCAAUAUGGUCAAGAAGACUGCAGGAAGUCUUGCACUUGUCACGUCUAAGGAACCAUUGCGCGCGAGCAUGACCAACUAUAUUCGAUCGACCUCAGGCGAGCUUUCACAGGGACUCCCCGAAGGAACCAUCAUCAUGUGUGUCAAUUCCAAUCUCGAGUUAGCUUGCCGACAAGUAGAAAAUAAAGCAGAGGAACGUGCUGUACCUGAAAUCGAAGAGAUGAUGGAUAACGAGCUUGAGAAGCGUCGCCUCCACAGACAGAUGAGACCUGAUGAGCCCUACUACGACCCGAAUGAAUUAAGUCGUUGGUCGUGGACAAUUCCAGCCCCCUACAAGCUCCAACCCUCCAUGGGUGGUUUGAACGAACAGCAGAUGGCCAUCUAUGAUGAAUUCGCUCGUCAGCCACGCCCACAGUCUCUUCCUGGCACAACUCAUGUUGCGUCGGCCUCUGAUGCUACAAGAUCUAUGGCAAAUGACAUCUUGCAAGAUCAAUAUGCAGCAGUACCACAUCUACCUGCCCCUGCAGAACCUGCUCCUAUGCCCCAUAUCACGAAUCAUCAGGUUCCUUAUGCACAGCCAAAUCCUAGCAUGGUCAAUGGUCGACUACCGGUCAUCCCACAAAUGGAUGCAAGAAGCCUUUUGGAAAAAUUCGAGAAGACUCUCCUUGAACUGAAGCGUGUCACCUCCGAAGCUCCAGAGCGCCACUAUAAAGAUCUUGGACGACACCAACCAAACCAGGUUCAUGAUGUUUUUGAUAACAUGUGCAAUUCAAUUUUCAAGUGUCUUAACAGUCCUGCGGAUUUGGAUAUUUUAAUGGUGGAUCAGCUAUGUGGCUUCCUGUUCAGUGGGCUCACUCAAGACCUUCUCGUUGAAUGUCUUGUUGUAGCCUUAAAGCAGAUCAUUCAACUGGGCGACAAGUUCACCAAUCGCAUUGCUCUCCGAAUAGGUCAACAGCCAGGCGAAGCACUCAUUAACGUGCCACUCGCCGCCGCCUUGAUUGAAGUGGGAAUGCUUGAGUGGCAACGUGUGGACUCGGCUACCUCAAAGGCAAUUCUACUUCGUAAGGUGGAAGCACUUGAGUUCUUAAUGGCCAUGGUCGACAAAUUCAUGUGUAGCGACAACCCUUCGGCGCUUUACACCGACCUCGCACGAAGUUUGGAAGUUGCAUGGCUAUGGAUCGAAGAAGAGCCUACAAUGGAAAUCGGUCAGCAGCUCAAGCAAUCUAUGAAGACCUCUGGCAUUCCUCAGCUGGCAAAUCGAGUGGCUGAUGACCGGCUCUCUGUUCGCCAAAACCAGAUGGAAUACGUCUUUGAUGAAUGGAUUCAUCUGUACAACAACCCGAAUGCUUCCGAGAAGGCUUCGGCGGAAUUCAUCAGUCAAAUGUACAGAAAUCAACUAAUCAACGACCGUGAUGACUUGUGCAUCUUCUUGCGAAUAUCACUUGAUUCCGCAGUUGAGAAGUUUGACCAAAUGUUGCACAUUGGCACUACCAACGAGGCUUAUAUCCCAAUUGAUGCUUUGGCUAAGCUUGUUGUACGACUUGUCAAGAGACCAGAAGAUGACGGAGAGGUCAAGAAUGACAGAGCAGCUUACCUCGGUACCAUACUCUCUCUUACUGUAUUGGUACUGAACCACCACCAUCUCAUGCGUGGCGAAGCUUUCAACCAAAGAGUCUUCUCCCGUUUCUUCUCUACGAUGCUCGGUGGACUGAAGCCUGUCGACGGUGACGUCUUAAGUGAUGAGGAGUAUCACAACAUUCUCCUUACAGUCAGUCACAAUCUUCUCAAAAUACAGCCAAUAAACUUUCCUGGUUUCUUGUUUGCAUGGCUUGCCUUGGUUUCUCAUCGCGACUUUAUGCCAAUCAUUUUGGGGAUACCCAACCAGGCCGGCUGGGAGACUUUCACCACCUUGAUGGAAAGCUUGAUGGUCUAUGCUGGAGAACUUUUCAAACCACUACACUUGACGGAACUUGCCAAACGCCUUUAUGGUGGAUUACUGAAGAUACUCGUCGUCUUGCAACAUGACUUCCCAGAAUAUGUGGCAGCCAAUCACUCUCGACUUUGCGCCAACAUUCCAAGUCACUGUAUUCAACUUCUCAAUGUUAUCCUCAAUGCGAAUCCAGCACCAUAUUCAAAGUUCCCGGAUCCACUUCAGCCUGGGUUGAAAAUUGAUCGCAUCGAGGAGAUUCGCGAAUCCCCCACAAUUUUGAAUGAUGUGGAGGCUACACUACAGCAAAGUGGUUUGCUCGAUGUUCUUGACCAGGCUUUACAUAACGGCCCUUCAGAAGAUGCCGUCGCUCAUAUUGCACAUGCUAUUCAACGCAAUACGGGGGGCCAAUCUGGACUAGGUUUUGUCCCGAUCAAUGUCGAUCGAAAACUUGUUGAAGCAAUUGUUAUCUACGUCGGGAUACAAUCAAUUGCCAGAGCUACACAGAACGUUGCACCUACAUUUGUCUCGGGUUCUCCUGACGCCGCACUGCUUACCAUGCUGGUGCACGAGUUGCAUCCCGAGGCACGCUACUAUCUCCUCAGCAGCAUUGCCGACCAACUGCGAUUUCCAAACACCCAUACCCACUACUUCAGCCAAGCUUUAUUAGAAGUGUUUGGAAACGAUAUGAAUGAUCAGGAAGAGUCUGAUAUUCGUCAGCAAAUAACUCGCGUCUUGCUGGAGAGAAUGGCUGGGCAGUGGCCUCAACCCUGGGGGCUUAUUGUCACUAUCCAUGAGCUUGUCAAGAAUGACAAGUACAUGUUUUUUGAGCUGCCAUUCAUCAAAUCAGCCACUCCAGACGUAAGUUUCUACUGGAACCGAAUUAGCAAUAGCGGCUAAUUUGUGUUUCCAGGUUGCUGAUCGUUUCUCGGCUAUUGCGGCUCGUCCCUAUUCAACCAUUUGA